UUAAGAAAAUUUAAUUAAUAUUUUAAUAAACAAUUACAAUGAAAAAAUCAAGAUAUGAAAACUUAUGGGCUCUACCACCUGUAAAAUUAUCAGAAAAAAACACACAACAGUUUAUCACAGGUGGUUUUAAAAGAAAACUGAUGGACAAUGACAGUAAUUUACCAACAAUACAAAACAAACGACUAUGUGUUGUUGAAACAUCAACUUCAGUGGAAAUCAACCAACCUAGACCAAGAUGUACUCGUCCUCCAAAAAUUUACGGAUUAGAAAAAAAAAGUUUAGAUAGAAGUUUGCAUAAACAAAAUGACAGUCACCAAUAUGAUAAAGCAAAAAAUGGAUGGAAACCAACAGCAGGUUUGCAAAUAAAUAACAUAACUGCUGAUUAUGAAACACAAGCACUUUAUAAAAAAAUAAGUUGUAUAUUGAAUAAAGUAACAGCAGAAAACAUGGAUAAAUUGAUUCAACAAGUUAGAGACUUAAAUAUUAAUUUUCAUGAAAGAUUAGAAGGUUUUGUUGAUUUAAUUUUUGACAAAGCUGUUGAUGAACCAUAUUUCGCAGCAAUAUGUGCAAUGAUGUGUAAAAAAUUAGUAGACUUGCAAGUUGAUGUCGUUGAUAUGAGACAAGGAAAUAAAACAAAUUUUCGAUCUUUAUUAUUAACACGUUGUCAGCAUGAGUUUGAAAGUGCUUCUGUUAAUAAAAGUGAACGUAAUGCUAAACUCAAAGAAAUUGAUAAAUGUAAUGAUAUUGAAAAGAAAAGAAAACUAAUAGCAUUACUUAAUGAUGCUGAUCGUCACUCAUGCAGAAAAGCAGUUGGUAAUAUUAGAUUUAUUGGUGAAUUAUUUAAACAAGAUAUGAUUAGAAUUUCCAUUAUCGAUAGAUGUAUAAAAGAUUUAUUGGAAACACCAGUUGAUUACAAUAUUGAAUGUCUUUGUGAAUUGUUGACAACAAUUGGUGCUAAACUAGAAAAUUCAAAGAAUAGUAUAUUUAAUUACUAUUUUUUUAGAAUGUCUCUAUUAGCCAAUAAUAAAAAACUAAGCUCAAGAGUUAGAUAUAUGGUUCAAGAUGUUAUUGAUUUAAGAGCUCGAAGCUGGAAACCAAUACUACAAUCUAAUAAUAAUGUUAGUCAACAUACCCACAAAGCAGAAAAUGCAGGGAUACCAACACCACGUUUGCCAGUAAGUAACGAAACUAAUGAUUCUCCAAUACAAGCAUUUCAUGAAAAAGUACGUGAUAUAUUGAAUAAAUUAACACAAGCAAACAUUGAUGGAUCAACUCAACAAAUUAAAUUAUUGGGUAUUAAUACUCAUGAAAAAUUAAAAAGUGUUGUUGAUUUAGUUUUUGAAAAAGUUAUUAAUGAGCCAAACUUUGAAGCAGUAUGUGCAGCACUAUGUGUCUACAUGCGAAACAGAUUACGCGAUGAACAAAUUGUUGGUGAUGAUAUAAAACAAAAUAAUAAUAAAGAACAAGAAAAAGGUUUGAUAACAUUUCAAGAGUUAUUAUCAGCACGUUGUGAAAAUGAGUUUGAAAGUGCUACUAUUAAUGAAGUUGCACGUCGUAAUAAACUCAAAGAAAUUGAGAAAUCUAAUGACAUUGAAAAGAAAAAAGAGCUGACAGCAUUACUAAAUGAUGCUGACCAUUUUUCAUGUAUAAAAUCUGUUCGUUAUUAUAAAUUUAUCGGUGAAUUAUUUAACCGUGCUGUGCUCCAAAAAAAUUUUUUAAAAACAUGUGCAAAUUAUUUAUUAACAAUACCAGAUGAAAGAAAAAUAAAAUGUCUUUGUGAGUUAUUAGAAACAAUUGGUGCAACGCUGGAAAAUUUAAAGGAUAAUUAUUUCAAUUCGUGUUUUUCAGAAGUGACUUUAAUAGCUGGCAAUGAAAAACAAAGCUUAAAAGUUAGAUCUAUGCUUCAAGAUAUUAUUAAUUUAAAAGCACGAAACUGGUCACCAAAAAGAGUCGAAAGUAAUCCAAUAGACCAAGUUACUGGACCAUCAAAAAAAGAUGAUAAAAAUAUUGAAGGUGUACUUAAGAUGAAAGCAACUAACAAUGUCAAUGAACCAACAGAAUUACCAACAGAAAUAAAUAAACAACCAUAUCCUAUUGCAACAUCAACUUCAAUGGAAGCCAACCAGCAGACAUCAAUUGCAUUACCUAGAUCAAAUAAUACUGGUGCUACAACAAUAUACAUAUCACAUAACAAAACUUUCGAUAUGUACAGAGAUUUGCCUCAAAGUCCAGAGCCUGAGACACCAACAAGAGACCAAAGCAUGUCAAUGUCACUACCAUCAGAAGGACAAUCAAUUCAAUUACCGGGAUCAAGUUGUACUAAUGCUCCAAUAAAUUACAGAUCAGAUGACAAAACAUUGGACAUGUAUAGUGAUUCGCCACAAAGUCCAGAGCCUGAGACAACAAGUCAAUCAUCAACAUCACUCAUUUACGUUAUAUAUUCACAUCUCGAUGAACAAAUUAAGACUCUCAUCAAUGUAGCUAUCGAAGAAUUCAAGAAUAAAAUCGAUCAUUUAGAUUAUCCAGUAUUCAUACGUAGGUCACUUGAAGUGACUAUGUUAGAAUCAUCGAAUGUUCGUGAAAAAUAUUGGGGUUUUGUUGCUAAUAUGAUAACCGACAAUGUAUUUCCACUUGCAGUAUUCCAAUCAGAAUAUGAUAAAAUGUUUGAAGAAAUAAACGACGUUUCUCCUAUAUUCUGGACGUACAAAGCUGAAAUAUUGAGAAUAUUGGUGAUGUGUGGUGCACACCCAUUAAAAGAAUUGAAACGUACGACAUCAGUACUCAAAAAAAAGGGUCUUGUUGGUAAUCUGGUCGGUGAAUUACUUAAAAUAUUAGUAGCAAGUGAAGGGCAAAUAUCGAUUACUGACAAAUGGCAUAACAGCGGUAUUGAAUGGAAUGAUUUAUUUGAUACAUCACUCGAAGAUCCAGAUGAUAUUAUUAAAAAAUACAACUUACAAUUUUUAACAUUUCGUGUAACAGACCCACCAAACGAACACUUAUUAAAAUUAUUACGUGAUAGUGAUAUUGAUAAUACAUUGAAAUGGAUAGCAGUAAAUGUUGGUGAAGAAAUAUCAAGAACACCAAAAUUUGUCAGAAUACUUUUUACAUUAUUAUUAGAAUCAGGUAUUGAGACAAAAUACUCUUUUUAUAAGAGGAAUUUUUAUCAACCAAAUCGUUUUAAAAUUAUAAACCUCUUACCUCUUAUAAAAGAUUAUAUUGAUGGUAAUCUAGAAUCAGAAUUACAAUGUUUAUAUGCAUUGACCGAUGUUAAUCACAGAUGCAAAAAUCCCCCAGGUUUUGCGUAUGAUAUAAUUAAAGAACUACAUGAAAAGGACAUCAUAUCACUCGGUGCCUUUUAUGUAUGGCAUAAUGGAACUGCUGCUACAUCUGAGUUAAUAGGUCAUGAUGAAGCUAAAUGGAAUCUACUGAGUCAAUCAUUCUGGAUUAAGUACCAAAAUAGUCAUUAUUAAAAAGUGCAGAGUUUUUGAUACAGCCAGGCAUCAGUAAAAAAUUUCUAAAAUAAUAAAUAAUAAAUACUGCCAGUAUUUAUCAAAUA
This is a messenger RNA of Aphidius gifuensis, 3556 nucleotides long. RefSeq names its product eukaryotic translation initiation factor 4 gamma 1-like. NCBI's taxonomy places the organism in Eukaryota, Metazoa, Arthropoda, Insecta, Hymenoptera, Braconidae. The transcript is spliced from 13 exons. Gene Ontology annotation, molecular function: protein binding; translation initiation factor activity; mRNA binding. Bases 39 to 3470 code for a protein of 1143 amino acids. The record is from RefSeq and is a predicted model, not a curated record. Gene Ontology annotation, cellular component: eukaryotic translation initiation factor 4F complex.